This is a messenger RNA of Verticillium nonalfalfae, 1662 nucleotides long. RefSeq lists its product as uncharacterized. Gene Ontology annotation, cellular component: mitochondrion; cytosol. Gene Ontology annotation, molecular function: glucokinase activity; mannokinase activity; D-glucose binding. The coding region runs from base 1 to 1662 and encodes 553 amino acids. NCBI's taxonomy places the organism in Eukaryota, Fungi, Ascomycota, Sordariomycetes, Glomerellales, Plectosphaerellaceae. Gene Ontology annotation, biological process: glucose 6-phosphate metabolic process; intracellular glucose homeostasis; glycolytic process. The record is from RefSeq and is a predicted model, not a curated record. The transcript has 3 exons.
AUGACAACCAUCCACCGAUCCUUCCUUGCCGCCAUUGUCAAGCAGCUUCUGCGCGGCAAGUCUUUGAUACAGUCCCUGCUCACCUUCUGGACCACAUCAUCACAUCGCCCUUCCAGCGCCAAGCAGUCCUCAACUUCCUCCUCAUCCUCGUCCCAAUCAAUCUAUGAGGGCGGCAAGGUUUCGGCGCCUUAUGCUCCUGGCCUCCGACGGUCCACACAAGACUUCCUCAGAGAGGUUGAGGAUCUGAUCCUUGGGCCCUUGUUAGACGAUGGCCUACUCGAGCUCUCUCACGCCCUGAAGACACAGUUUCGGACUAGACUACAGACCGACCCGGCAUGCAUGCUGCCUUCGUUCAACCACAAGCUUCCUACCGGCUUGGAGAGGGGAAGAUACCUCGCGCUCGAUGUUGGCGGCUCUACAUUGCGAGUUGCUCUGGUGGAGCUGCGUGGCCAUGACUACGAGAUCAAGGGCAAGGAGACUGAGAUUGUCAGCAUGAAAUCGUUCCGCAUCGACAAGACGAUCAAGGAUCUAGAAGGUCUGGCCUUUUUCGACUGGAUGGCUGAGAGGAUUGUCGAAACACUGGAGAAUGAGGAAGAGGGCCGCCGAGCUGAGAAAGACGGCGCGUUACCCAUGGCAUUGUCCUGGAGUUUCCCUAUUGAACAAACGUCCCUCCGCAGUGGUCGCAUUCAUGGUAUGGGCAAGGGAUUCCGCGCCGCCGAUGGUCUCCAGGGACAGGAUCUCGGUACCGUGAUUGAAGCUGCCUGUCGUCGCUCUGGUCUCGUGGCAGAGCUGCUCGUCAUUUUGAACGACGGAAAUGCUACAUUGCUUUCUCGAGCCUACACUCACCCGGCUACGAGAUUCGGGCUCAUUCUCGGCACCGGCGUUAACAUUGCUGCCCAUCUUCCUGUGCCCCUCAUCGGCGCUGCCAAAUUUGGUGAACGACCCCAGGAGUGGUUUGAGGAGGCGCAGAGUGUCAUUGUCAACACAGAGCUGGGCAUGUUUGGACAUGACAUUCUAUCAAUCACACGUUGGGAUGCCGACCUCAAAGCAGGGCAUCCCCGUCCCGACUUUCAGCCGCUGGAGCACAUGCUCAGCGGCAUGUACCUGGGCGAAGUUGCUCGAUUCGUGCUUCUCGAGGCCAUCGCGACAACUGGUGUGUUCGGCGGGGUGGUUCCGGAAAACCUCACCGAGCCCUACUCCUUGAGCACCGAGACAAUGUCCAUGACUGAGAGUGACAACGCUACGCUCGAGACAGCUAUUGCGGCCUUUGCAGCGCGCCAUCCUUCAUCACACGCACCAACCGCAACAGAUCUCGCCUUCUUCCGCGAUAUCUCCGCUCUCAUUUCCCGCCGUUCCGCUGCCAUUCUUGCUGCAGCAGUCCACGGCAUUUGGGAUCUCCGUCUCGACGGCGUCCGCGAGACGCUGCCCACGUUGUCGCCCUCGGAAGCUGCCACGGCGGACACAGAACUCGCCCUCAAGCACACGAUGGUGGCCUUCAACGGGAGUGUGCUCGAGAGCUACCCGGGAUACCGUGACAUGUGCCAGUCUUUUGUAAACGAGCUUCUGGAAGCUAGUGGCAAGUCAGGCCUGAGCAUCGAUCUCGUCCCGGCAAAGGAGAGCUCGAUCAUCGGGGCGGGCGUGGCCUUGGCGGCGGUGGUUUGA